Messenger RNA from Onychostruthus taczanowskii (white-rumped snowfinch), 4105 nucleotides. It is a transcript of the gene ASXL2, whose product is annotated as ASXL transcriptional regulator 2. The coding region runs from base 46 to 3867 and encodes 1273 amino acids. The transcript has 12 exons. Gene Ontology annotation, biological process: positive regulation of transcription by RNA polymerase II; animal organ morphogenesis. Gene Ontology annotation, cellular component: PR-DUB complex. The record is from RefSeq and is a predicted model, not a curated record. Gene Ontology annotation, molecular function: DNA binding; chromatin binding; peroxisome proliferator activated receptor binding. NCBI's taxonomy places the organism in Eukaryota, Metazoa, Chordata, Aves, Passeriformes, Passeridae.
UCUGCUCUUUCUUGCCAGGUCCUGGAGAAAUAUCCCAACACACCCAUGAGCCAUAAAGAGAUCCUUCAAGUUAUCCAGAAAGAAGGACUUAAGGAAAUCAGAAGCGGGACGUCCCCCCUGGCCUGCCUGAAUGCCAUGCUGCACACCAACUCCCGGGGGGAGGAGGGCAUCUUCUACAAGGUCCCGGGCAGGAUGGGCGUCUACACCCUCAAGAAGGACAUCCCGGAUGGGCUGAAGGAGCUGUCGGAGGGCUCGGAGGAGAGCAGCGAUGGCCACUCCGACUCGCAGAGCUCGGAGCACAGCAGCUCCAGCAGCGACGGCUGCGCCGCCAAGGACAGGAGGAAGAGCAGGUGGAAAAGGAAAGUGCCGCCCCGCCUGGCCCCCGCGGGCUCCCCCCAGCCCGGCUGCCCCUCGCCCUCCGUCCCGGCCAAGGGCCUCUCCUCCUCCCAGAAGCACAGCAAGAAGGCCCUCAAGCAGGCCCUGAAGCAGCAGCAGCAGAAGCAGCAGCAGCAGCAGCAGCAGCAGUGCAGGGCGGGCAUGGGGCCGGGCAUGGCCCUGCCCUCCAGCCAGCACGUCCUGCUCAAGGCCAAGGCCACACCUGGGAGGUCAGGUUGGGAAGGGAAGCAGGCAGAUGGACACUCCAGCAGCCCCCCAAACUCCACGUCCAGCUCCUCGCCCUCGGUGAAGCUCGAGAACUCGCUGCCAGGGCUGCCCAAGAAGCCCUUCCCCAGAUCUGACAGGCUCCAUGCACGGCAGCUGAAGAGAGCGCGCUGUGCCGAGAUCGACGUGGAGACGCCGGACUCCAUCCUGGUGAACACCAACCUGCGGGCCCUGAUCAACAAGCACACCUUCAGCCUGCUGCCCCCCGAGUGCCAGCAGCGCCUGCUGCUGCUGCUGCCCGACGUGGACAGACAGGUGGGCCCCGAUGGGCUGAUGAAGCUCAGCAGCUCGGCGCUCAACAACGAGUUCUUCACCUCGGCUGCGCAGGGCUGGAAGGAGCGGCUGUCGGAAGGAGAGUUCACCCCCGAAAUGCAGCUCCGGAUCCGGCAGGAAAUCGAGAAGGAGAAGAAGGUGGAGCUGUGGAAGGAGCACUUCUUUGAGAGCUACUAUGGGCAGAGUUCUGGGCUGAGCCCCGAGGAGUCAGAGCGACUGACAGCACAGCCCGAGGCGGAGCCCGGCCGGCCCCGCAGCCCCCCGGCCCCACGCCGGGAGCAGGGCACAUCCACACCCCCCUGGGAGCCCCAGGCAGCCCCAGCAGGCGGCAGGAAAGCAGGAGAGGAGGGCAGAGAGGAGCCGCAGCCCAAGGCGGCCAAGCCCGCCGAGGCGUCCCCAGAGCGGCGAGCGGCCAGAGCCGGCGAGAGACCCGGGCCCGGCCGGGAGAGAGCCCACGGGGAAACCCUGCCCCAAAAACCCCCCGGCGCCCCCAGCCACCGGGCAGAGGAGCAGAGGAAGCCUGGGGCUGCGAAGGAAGCGCCAGGAAAGGAAUCUCUGGGUGCCCCGAGCGAACCAAAGAGCCCCGAGGCAGGCGGGGGAGCGGCGAAGGCGCAGAGCCCCGCGGCGGAGAAGGAGAAGGAGAAGAAACCCCCCGGGAACGAGGCCAUGGAGGUCGGGGUGGAGGCCCACAAGAGGAAGUCGGAGAGCAGGGAGGAAGCUGCGGGCACCCCCGAGAAGAAGCCCCGUGUGGCUGAGCCCUGCCAGCACCAGCAGGCCUUUCGGAGCCAGCCCUUUCCCGGCGCGGGGCCGGCGGUGCCGCGGGUGCCCCCGCUCAAGAUUCCCGUGUCCAGAAUCUCCCCGAUGCCAUUUCCUGGGAGCCAGGUCUCUCCCAGGGCGUGCUUCCCCCUCUCCCUCAGCAGUCCGGGCAGGACAGGGGCCAGGACCUUGGCCGACAUCAAGGCAAGAGCCCAGCAGGCCAAGGCUCAGAGGGCAGCGGCCGCCGCCGCCGCCGCCUCGGCCGGGGGAGCCGUGCCGGGGCCCGGCCCGGGCGGGGGGAGACCCCCGGGCAGGGGGGGAGACGGGAGAGACCCCGGCGGAGCCACCCAAGCUGCAACUGGAGCGAACGCACUGGAACUGGCAGGAACUGGAAGCGGGGGAGGUUCGAGAAGGUUCCUUCCCCACGGCCCAGGGCCCCGUUCCCAGGUGGAGGGCCAGGCGGAGCCGGGAGCUGCUCGCCAUCCUCCUGGAGCACAACUACAGCCAGGGGCCCCCGCGGCAGCCCCGGCGCUAGGGAACGGCGCGGGGGCCACGCCGAGCCCCCCGCGGGGCACGGCCACCCCCGGGUCCCUGAGCACCCCCGGCGGGGACGGCGUGGGGACGGCCCCUCCUGCGCCGGCCCGGGGGGCUCCGGCAGCUGGGAACGGGAGCGGUCCCUCAGCAGGAGGCGGCCGUGACCUUCCCAAAGGCAAAUCUCCUUCUCUGGUGUCCCCCGUGGCACCCGCGGGCCCCGCAGCUCAGGCUGGAGCCGUGGGUGCACCCGUCCCAGCCUCCAGCAGCUCCUCAGGAGCAGCCAGCCUUAAAUCUCCUCCCGGUGGGGCCCUGCCCCGAGCGAGCUCCAGCAUUCCUGCCAACAACCCUUUGGUCACCCAGCUGCUGCAGGGCAAGAGCGUCCCUCUGGAGCAGAUCCUGCCCAAGCCGCUCACCAAAGCAGAAAUGAAAACCGUCCCGGUGGCUCCUCAGGAAGAGAAGGGGGCGGCGGGGAACGGCGCCGAGGCGGGGGACAGAGCAUCGAGUUUGCCCCCGCAGCAGCUUGGGAAGAUCUUCUGCCAGAACAGGCCUCUGCCUCACGUUCCAAGGACCUUCCCGCUCGCCUCGGGAAAGGACCCCGGGCCUGAGCAGCACCAGGGCCACGAGGCACUGAGCAAAUCCACCCAGGAGCAGAUCCUGCAGACUCUCAUCAAGAGGGUGCAGAGGCAGAACCUGCUGCCCGUCCUUCAGCCCUCGCAGCCGAACCUCCCGCACUCAGGUUUCCCGGUGGAAAACAGCUCCACCAGCCAGAGAUUCAUGCUGGGCUUCACGGGCAGGAGGACGUCCAAGCCCGCCAUGUCUGGCCACUACCUGCUCAACAUCUCCACCUACGGCCGCGGCUCGGAGAGUUUGAGGAGAGGCUUCUCCCUGAACGCCGAGCCCCGCCUGGGGCUGAGCAGCCCCGCCGAGGGCGAGGACACGGGCGGCCGGGGCAGUUGCAGCGAGGAGGACGCGGACGACGACGAGAGCUCCGGGGACGAACGGGAGCCGCGGUCGGGGCAGGGGGAGAAGGAGCGGGGCCCUGCAGAGCCCGGCUCCCUCGGGGCGAAGGCCGAGGCGGCCCCGGCGGCCAAGGAGAAGGUGGCGGCGCUGGACGGCACGGCGCUGGCCCGGGACCUGCUGCAGGCGGCGCAGGAGCAGAUGGCCCACGCCAUGAGGAGCAAAGGCCACGGCGGCACGGAGCUCUUCGGGCCCCCCACCCCAUCCCCGGACCCAGCACAGCCCCCGCUGCUCCCCGCCCCGCACCCCCCGAAGCUGCCGGGGAGCGCCGGGCCGCAGCUCCUGGGGCCCAGCUACAGCGGCACCAUCAACGUCUCCACGUCGCCCGACGUGGGCCAGGGCUCGCUCGUGAGCGAGUGCAAGCAGCUGGCCGGCUCCAUGGGCAACGUCAUGUCCUUCUCCGUGACCGUCACCACCAUCCCCGCCGGGCAGGCUGUGAACUCCGGCGGCCACGGGCAGAGCCUCCCGGUGCAGGCGUUCGCCGAGGACGGCGCCGUGGAGGAUCCCCCUUCCAAAUGUUACUGCAGGUUGAAAGCCAUGAUCAUGUGCAAGGGCUGCGGUGCCUUCUGCCAUGACGACUGCAUCGGCCCCUCCAAGCUCUGCGUCUCCUGCCUCGUCGUGCGGUAACGGGGGCGGCACGUGGGGAGUAGCGCGGCUUCCUCCGGGGGCUGCUGUCCGAAGAAUCUUGGGAAGAAACAGGAAUUUUACUGCCUUGCACAAGAGACACGUUACUGAAUCAGGAAUACGGAGUUAGAGUCCUUCUUUCAUUAACGAAAGAGCACCUUGUACAGGGAGUCGAAAUCGCGCUCGACUACGUGAAUUGUGACAAGAGUUUGCACUUAAGGAAUUAUGUAAAUACGCCACA